CUUGUGAAGAGGGACAGUCCAUUUCUAACCGCCGCCAUUUUGCGGCAGUGGUCCGUGGUUAUAAGAGCAAGAGGCGCCUGGCGGGCCUCUGUUCACCAACGGCAGAUCUCAGUUCUGGUCCGUAUGAGAUGAGCUACGGCCGUCCUCCGCCAGACGUAGAGGGAAUGACGUCCCUCAAAGUAGAUAAUCUCACUUACCGCACAUCUCCAGAGACCCUCCGCAGAGUUUUCGAGAAAUAUGGCCGAGUAGGGGAUGUUUAUAUACCACGCGAUCGUUACACCAAAGAGAGCCGUGGCUUCGCUUUUGUUCGCUUCCACGAUAAGAGGGAUGCCGAAGACGCAAUGGACGCCAUGGAUGGGGCCGUGCUAGAUGGCCGAGAACUGCGGGUACAAAUGGCGCGGUACGGGCGGCCUCCAGAUUCCCAUCACAGCCGCAGAGGGCCACCGCCAAGAAGAUAUGGAGGGAGUGAUUAUGGCGGUCGGCGGAGCAGGAGCCCAAGAAGGCGUCGGCGUAGCAGAUCAAGAAGCAAGAGCAGAUCACGAUCUCGGAGCAGGUCUAGAUACAGCCGUUCAAAGUCCCGCUCCAGGACAAGAUCACGAUCCCGUUCCACUUCAAAGUCUCGUUCAGCCCGCAGAUCAAAGUCCAAGUCUUCCUCUGCGUCCAGGUCAAGAUCCCGCUCCAGGUCAAGAUCUAGGUCCAGGAAUUCACCUCCUCCUCCGCCGCCGCCUCCUGCACGGAACUCAAAAUCACGAUCCAAGUCUAAAAGUCCUCCCAAGUCUCCAGAAGAGGAAGGAGCAGUGUCUUCAUAAAAUGAAGAGUCUUCAGAAGGAAUUCUACAUGCUGGACAUUGGUGUGAUAAUCGUUCACUAGUCCUUCCACUCACGGAAAGCCCCUUGGAGCAAGAAACAGCCUACCGAAAAGGUGGUUAUUUGUAAUUUGUUAGACUUUUUACCUGUUUAAGUUCAGCCUUGAGGCAGACUUUGCAUUUUAUGUGCCAUUUUGUUGCUGUUAUUCAAAUUUCUUGUAAUUUAGUGAAGUGAACGACUACAGAUUUCAUUAUUGGCUUGGAUUUUUGAGGUAAUUCAUUUUGUCUAAAAUCUGAAACCUGGAAAAGGAGUGCGUAUCUCCGGUUUCUAUAACUAAUGGCAUGCCCUAGACCUGAAAUUAAACCAGAGACAUCACAAUUUCCUUGCUGAAUACCUUGUAUUUGUCAUAUGUAAAUUGUCUUAAAUGUACUUUCAUUUUAGUAAGAAUGGUAUCUGAUCACCCAAAUUUCUUACAAAUGUUCAUGUAACGAUUUUGCAAGGGAGUGUUUUUAUUUGAUUAUCAUCCUAAUUUCUUCUCUUAUGUAUUUUUGUGCACUAGGCGCAGUUGUGUAGCAGUUGAGUAAUGCUGGUUAGCUGUUAAGGUGGCGUGUUGCAGUGCAGAGUGCUUGGCUGUUUCCUGUUUUCUCCUGAUUGCUCCUGUGUAACGAUGCCUUGUCGUGCAGCAAAAGCAAAUGGCUGUCCAGUUUGUUAGAAUGUCUGACAACUGCACUUCCAGUCACCCGGGUCUUGCAUAAAAAUAAUGGAGCAUACAGUGAGCACAUCUAGCUGAUAAAACACCUUUUUCAGAAUCUGGUAAAUAUGAGCAUCUUUAUAUUGUCUAAAGCAGGUGUCAUUCCAAUGUAUGUGUUUAAUAUAUCUGGCUCUAACAUUCUGUACUAUAACCACUGUACUAUGGUUAAUAAACUUUUUUUUUCUCAA
Bombina bombina (fire-bellied toad) is the source of this 1745-nucleotide messenger RNA. RefSeq names its product serine and arginine rich splicing factor 2 (gene SRSF2). The coding region runs from base 129 to 809 and encodes 226 amino acids. The record is from RefSeq and is a predicted model, not a curated record. The transcript is spliced from 4 exons. Gene Ontology annotation, molecular function: RNA binding. Lineage: Eukaryota; Metazoa; Chordata; Amphibia; Anura; Bombinatoridae.